Molecule: messenger RNA, 6276 nt
Organism: Pteronotus mesoamericanus
Lineage: Eukaryota; Metazoa; Chordata; Mammalia; Chiroptera; Mormoopidae
Gene: TDRD15
Product: tudor domain containing 15
Exons: 2
Source: RefSeq, a predicted model, not a curated record
AUGGAUCCUUCAUCUCCAUUACCAACAUUUUUAGAUAUUGACCUGACAAUAUCACAUAUAGAAAUUUGUCCCAAGGACAUUCUGGUGAAAUUUCAAGGCAGAAGUAAUAUCGAAUGUGAGUUUGACUACCACAUAUUACAGAGGGAAAUACAGCAUAUUCCAAAAGUAAAAAAUAAUGUGGACAUUAAUGAAUAUUGUUUGGUAGAAGAAAGAGUAUCUGGAGAAUGGCAGAGAGGAAGAGUUUUGGAAAAGAAAAAUGAACUCUAUACGGUGCUCCUCAUAGAUCGUGGAGAAGAACUAAGAGUCGGUAGUAUGCAAGUUGCUUCAGCCUGUGGCAAGUUAUUUGACCUACCACCACGGAUAGUAUUUGGUGUUUUUGCAAACAUACUACCAAUUGGAGAGAAGUGGUCUCCAAGGGCUUUGAAUUAUUUCAAGUCAUUAGUAGGACUGCAAGUGAAAGGUUGUAUGCAAGCUAUGUUUCUUCUUCAAAUGAUUCUUCUUGAAGUACCAAAAAUUAUAUCCCAGGUUCUUGAAUUAAAAUUAGGAAGACUUAUUGAUGGGGAUUCAUUUUGUCUUAUUGUGGAAAUGUUAAAAGAAUUCCCACAACAAAUACCUGAUUUAUUACAACAUAAGAGACCUGAAUUACCAAUAAGUAAUAAUGAUACUUUACUUGAUAUCCAACAUGUUUUGGAUAAUUUGCAGCCAUCUUUGUCAAUAGGUAGUAUUGAAUGUGUAAAGGUAUCAUCUGCACUGAGUCCAAGUAAAUUUUAUUGUCAGUUAAUUAAAUGGAUUCCAGAGUUAGAAGACUUAACAAUAUGCAUGAAUUUACAUUAUGACCUUACCAGUCAGGAAAGUAGUCCUAUGUGUGAUAAUUUUGGGCUACUUUGUGUUGCCAGACGGAGAGAUGGGCAGUGGCACAGAGGUAUUCUUCAGCAGCUCUUGCCCAGUAAUCACGUGAAAAUCUGGUUUAUGGAUUAUGGCAGUAGUGAGGCUAUCCCCUCAAUUCAUGUAAAAAAACUUAAACAGGAUUUUAUAUCAGUACCAUUAUUUUCAUUUCCAUGUUCUCUCUCAUAUUUUCAUAGUCCAGAUAUAGAUGCAAGAAAACUUCAACUCAGUGUAUUAAAACAAGCUUUAUUAGGGCAAAUAGUAUAUGCACACAUUGAUUGGCAUAAUAAGGAUGAACAUUUGUAUUAUGUAACGUUACAAACUCAAGAGUCUACAAUUAAUUCUAAGUGUCUGCUGAAGACUGUAGGCACACAGGUACUUUGUCCAGUGUCUGAUUUAAAAAUCUCUAAUAUGUUGAGAGACACUAGUGCUUCUGAUGUAAAUAGCUUUGCAGUUGAGAGUUUUAUUGGAAAUACUGAACAGUUGAUAGACUCUUUAAAUAAAAAUGAUACUUUGAAAGUAGGUUUUCCUAUUAAAAAUGCAGAAAUGGAGAUAGGCACUGCCUACAUAGCUUCUGUGGCAUAUAUAUUAAACCCAUCAAAUUUCUGGGUACGCAUCGAUGAACAUCAGAGUGAAUUUCAAGAUAUAAUGAAAAAUAUAAAUAAAUUUUAUGAUUUUCAUGAAACUGAUGAACUAAUUCUAAGAAAUCCAGAACCUGGAUUAUUUUGUUGUGCGAGAUAUAGCAAGGACAGAUGUUUUUAUAGAGCUGUCAUCACUGAAGUUAAUGGUUCUAAGAUUAAUGUUUAUUUUUUGGAUUAUGGAAAUACUGAUUCCAUACCAUUUUUUGAUGUAAGAACUUUGCUUCCAGAGUUUUGUGAGUUGCCUGCAUUAGCCAUGUGCUGUUCACUUGCGCAUAUAUUUCCCGUUGAAGAUAUAUGGGUGAAGGCAGCAACUGAUUAUUUAAAAAAAAUUAUCUUGAACAAAGCAAUUUUGCUUCAGGUUAUAGCAAAAAAAGAUGACAAGUACACUGUAAAUAUUCAGAGUAUUGAAGCCUCAGAAAAUAUGGAUGUUGUCUCUCUUAUGGUACAAGCUGGAUAUGCGGAAUAUUGGGAAGUAGAACCAGAAUGUUAUCCAGAAUCUGUGAAUCAAUAUUCGGUAUUAAAUUUAAAAUCUAAAAACAAAGUUAAUAUUAAAAAGAUUUUAUCUGCCCUUCCUGAAGGACCUAAACCUAAAAAGUAUUAUUCAAGUAAGCUAAAAGAAAGUAAUUUGUCUUUGUUGAAGUCCCCAGCUGUUAACUUCUCAAAUUUAAAAAAUCCUUUCACCUUGUCUAUGGAUCCUGAGUCACCUUGGCCUUACAAAGAAUAUGUGUUUAAACCAGGGACCAUCCUUGAAGUUAAGUGUUCUUACUGUUGUGGUCCAGAUGACUUUUCCUGCCAGCUUCAGUGUAAGUUAGAUGACCUAAAAUUACUAAUGGAACAAAUUCAGACUUACUAUAGCAUUCAUUCUGAUCCUUAUCAGAUUGGGCAGAUUGCUUGCGUUGCUAAGUAUUCCAAAGAUAGGAAGUGGUACAGAGCUGCUGUUUUGACUCGAGUAUCAAAUAAAGAAGUUGAUGUAGUAUUUGUUGAUUAUGGUUAUCAGGAAAGAGUUUUAAUUAAAGAUCUUUGUGCGAUUAACCCAUAUUUUCUUUUUUUAGAAGGCCAAGCCUUCAGAUGUAGACUUAACCAUUUAGUUGAACUCGCUAGUUGUAAACUAUUAAGUUGGACAGGGGAAGCGUACAGAGACUUCAGGAAUUUUAUUUCUUUGUCUAGAGGGUUAUUGACUUGUGUCAUCUGUGCCUUGAUUAUCAUACAUUCAAAUCAUUUAUGUAAUUUGGUGGAUUUACAAUCUCCAUUUACUAGUGCAAAGGAAUUUCUUAUUAAUCAUGGCUCUGCCCAUUAUAGUACAUUAUUGAAACCAAUGCCAUCUCCAGUUAGUCUUUACAGUUACUGUUAUUCUUCCUUUGAUAUAAAAAUUGGAAGUGAGGAAGAAAUAUAUAUAUCCCAUAUAUAUAGUCCCAAAAAGUUUUAUUGCCAACUUAGUAGAAAUAAUAAAGACCUAGUGAUGAUAGAAACAAAAAUCACCGAGAUCAAUAACCUCAAAAGUUGUCCAAAAUAUUCUAGCAAAAGGAGAUUGUGCAUAUGUAAAUAUGUAGAGGAUGGUCUCUCUUAUAGAGCUUUAGCAAUGCCAAAAUCGGGUUCAUUUUCUGACUUUGUGGUCUAUUUUGUGGAUUUUGGAAAUAAGCAGUUAGCAGAAGGAAGUAUGCUGAGGGCUAUAUCUGAUCAGUUUCCAGAGCUGCUGUACACACCUGUGCAAGCUGUUAAGUGCUUUUUGUCAGACUUUAGAGAUGUAGACAUUCCAGCAGAAAUAAGCAGCUGGUUUGAAGAUAAUUUCUUGGGGAAACCAUUAAGGGCAGUAAUAUUGUCCAGGGAGUCAGAUGGCCAGCUUGGUGUGGAAUUGUUUGAUGGGUAUCAACAUAUAAAUCAGAAAAUUAAAAUGUUGCUUCAUGCUUAUGGAGAAAAACAUUGUGACCCAAGACACUGUGUGGAAAAGGGUCAUAAAAUAAAUGAGAAUAAGAGACUUGCUGUUUCUUUAAAAGGCCAAAUAGAAAACUAUCACCAUGAUAUGAUAAGUAAAACUAGUCUAGUAACAUAUUCUGAAAGCAAAAUACAGCAAUUAAUGAAUUCCAAAAGUAUAUAUGCCAGGCUUUUGAAACCAUCAGCUUGUUAUAAAAUUGAACCUGGGUCAAAAAACAAAGCAAAAAAGUCUUUGAAUGAUGGACUUAAAAAUAAAGGCAUAAAAAUUGUCCCUGGGUCCACACAUGCUCCUGAUGAAAGUGAUGUGGGCGGGAAAUCAGCCAGGGCCGCGCCACAGUCUUUUAUCAGGGAAUUAUGUCAGGUGGCCUCACAGAACCUGUAUAGUCUUCCAAGGCCACAGAUCAAAGACCUUCCUCAACCCAAAAUUCACUUGAAUGCCAAAGUUAAAGGAUAUGUUUCUAAUAUCAGUAAUCCAGCGAGUUUCCAUAUUCAUCUUGCUGAGAAUGAAAAUGUAAUCGUCAGACUUGCAGAUGCUCUGAAUGAAAGAAAAGCAGAUAUAAUGAGUGAGAGAAAAUCAGUUCAACAUAGGGUGGGAGAUCUUGUAAUUGCAGAAUACUCUGCUGACAGUGCCAUUUACAGAGCAGUCAUUAAGAAAAUUUUGCUCGGAAAUUUAUUUGAAGUGGAAUUUAUUGACUACGGCAACACUGAAGUAGUAAAUGUAUCUAAAAUUUAUGAAUUUAAGAGAGAAUUCUUAACCAUUCCUCAGCUAGGAAUCCAUUCCUUUCUUAGCGGAGUAAAGUGGAAUGAGCCUGGGGAAAUAUGGGACCGUCAAAUGGUAGAUUAUUUCACUUCCAAAGUAAGUGACAGAACAAUUUCUUGCGAAUUUUUGAAAAAGCAUGAGCAGAAAUGGGAAGUAAAUAUAAUUUGUGAUGAAAAAUGUGUCAUUAAUGAACUACUGAAGUGGACAGCAUGUUCAAAAUUACAGAAAACAGUAUUGCCAAUGCCUCAGGCUGUUCCUCAGAAGGCGAGGCCUGGUGCUGAGAGACAAGUGAAGAAAGGAAGAGCCAGUGAGUUUGAAAGUCCUGUGAUCCUUCACCCAUCCCACCAACAGCCAGUUUCUAUUCCUUCUGAACAGGUAAAACCUGGACAACUUGAAAAGGCCGAAAUACUUGGUGUUUCAAACAGUGGGGCAUUUUACGUGAAGUUAUCUAAAAAUAAAAAGAAAUUAUCAGAUUUAACAGUGUUAAUUGCUGAAGAAAUAAAGAAACCUUUUUCAUCAGUGGAAAAUAUUGAAAAAGGCUUAGAAUGCUUGGCAAAAUCUAAGAGUACUUUGAAGUGGUAUCGAUCUAAAGUAGAAAAAAAGUGCGUCGAUGAGAAAGUGCUUGUCUUUUUAGUAGAUUGUGGUAGGUAUGAAAUAGUGCCUUUAUGUAAUAUCAGGGUGCUUAGAAAAGAGAUUAGAAAUAUUCCAAGACAAGCUGUGCCUUGUAAAUGGAUUUGGUUUGAAAAUUUUAAGACCGUGCCAUUUGAGUCCGUUGUGCAUUUAUUUGCUCAGGUGGAAAUAGACAUCCUUUUCCUGAAAUGUGUAGACUCUGCCUGGGAGGUAGAAAUUUUGGUAGAUGGCCUGUUACUUUUGGAAUAUUUAAAUUCCAAUACAGUUCAUGUUGAAGAAAACAAACUUAGAUCUUCAGAAACUAAUUACAAUGUGGAAUCUAAGACUUCUGUGGCAUCAUGGACAAUAAGGUCAUUCACUUGGGCACAGCUCGAAAAUGGUAGGCGAUAUCCUGGUAUUGCCACUGCUGUUUCUGAUCCAUCAGACUUCUGCAUUCAGUUAGAAGAUUUCUUUGACACAAUGAAAUCUGUCUUUACCUUGCUUUCUGAUCUCCCAGAAAACUUACAAACAGUGUCUCAAGAGCACAUAGCUCCUGGUUCUAGUUGUUUGUUCAAAUAUGAAUCGGAAGAUCAGUGGAAUAGAGUAGAAAUUUCUGAAGUCUCUGAUCAGUCUUUACUUGUUGUGUUGAUUGACUAUGGAUUUUCCAUUCACAUACCUUAUUCAGGUAUGCACAAGCUUAAAGUUGUUCCCGAGGAACUUCUGAAUUUGCCAAGGCUAAGUUAUCCUUGUGUCUUACAUGGUAUCUUACCUGCUAAAGGGAAACACUGGAAUGAAGAGGCCAAAAGUUUCUUUCUAGAUUUCCUGAGUAAACCAGGCUUAGUUUUUCAGUUUAGGGAAUGUAGUUUUGAAACAAAACUGAAAGUAGAUGUCAUUCGUGACAAAAAUAGUCUGGCAGAUAUCUUAGUUGCAUCUGGCCUUGCCAUAUAUUCUAAAGAUUCAGAUCAUCUUCAUGUUACCUCUGUUGGAUCUACCAAAAUCCAAUAUAAAUUACAGAGGAAGCCUAUUUGCCCAUUGUUAGAUCAUAAUUGCUACAAAAGAGAACAUAUCAAUUGUACAUGCACCGAGAAACAGAAGCUCAAAAAGCAGAAAACUGUAAAGAAAAGAGAUGUCCGUAAGAACCUCUUAAGGAAAAGCCAAAAACAUAAUCCCCAAAGUACCAGUACAUUGGAUAAGUGUGCAGCAGCUUCAUGUUGGGAACUACCUACUGGUUUGAAGAAUAACACCAGCUGCACUGAAAAUUUACUCGAAAAGCUACCAAGUGAAGAGAUACAGGAAAAGGACACAAUGGACUCGAGAACAGCAGUAAAGGCGCUGCAUGUUAAUGAAGAAGUGGCAGAAGAACACUUAAAAGGGCUUGGUGGUGAUGAACUCCUUUAACUUGACCUUAUCUGGGAAGCACUUUAUCUGCCCUUCCAUUCUACACGAUAG